AUGGCAAUAAAAGAUAAGAUCCUCGCGGCCCUUGCCGCCCUUUCAGAUCGCAUGCACAUGAUGGUGUCUUUCCAGAAGGAAGCUGACGAGGAUGAGCGCAUGUGCGACGCAAUAGAGAGCGGACUCUUUCCAUCAGCGCUUGGUGCGAACAUAGGCGCAAAGACGAUGAAAAUCGAUAUGCUGAGGGACUCUCAAGAGCGCAACCAGCAUCUCGUCAAUCAUGAGCAACUGGCAUGCGUGCGCUGUAAAUAUCAAUGUGCCUCAUCGCCAACACCUAUAGCGCCAGCUCGCCAUCAAGAAGGCCUGUGCUUUGCGACACCUACGGCAGUUCAGCGGAAGCUUACGAUUCGCAAGUUUGACUGCACUUGA
Messenger RNA from Peronospora belbahrii, 369 nucleotides. Lineage: Eukaryota; Oomycota; Peronosporomycetes; Peronosporales; Peronosporaceae. The record is from the annotation of a GenBank genome assembly.